AGCAACCAUUCGCCCAUGACUCCGAGGUUCGGCAAGUAAUAGCGCUGCCCGACUUUCGAGUCACUAAGCAGACUUUCCAAUGCCUGUCAAUAGCGCCCUUCACAUGAUCUCUCGAACACUGCCUUUUUUGCUCUGACACAUUUUACAGAUGUCGUGUCUUGUGCUGAACAGGAAAAGCAGCCCGCGAUGUCGACAAAUGAAUGGCUGGAUCGAGUGAUGCUUAUAGAACAAGCUGUCGCCAAGUGCCGCGGAGAUGUUGCUAACGCUCAAUCAGCGAGAAAUGAGGAGGAACUGCGGGCAGUUAUCACCACCAUGUGCCACGAUAUCAUCGGAAUAAUCGGACGGCCUCAGGUUGAGAGGUCAUUACAAGCAUGGUCUGAAGUAUACCCUGAGCAGGAGGGCACCAAGUUGAUAGAGAAGACAAGCAUCUACCGCCAUUUGCAACAAAAUAAUGCGCCCUGGGUCCCUAUAUCUGAAAAGGAGGACAGAAGAGCUGAAGAUCAUGCUGUGUCAUUGAGGCCGACACCUGGGACAUCAUCUUCGCCUCCUUCGAUACAAGAAAUGGAGAUUCAGAACCGGGCGGGGAGACUUCGGGAUGCCCUUUGUCUACCACCUAUCCGUCGCGCCUCUGCGGAUAAUAUCAACCUAUCGCAUCCGAGAUACAUAUCUCACUUACCGCCCAGCCAUCAUAGAACACCUCAAGAUGAAGUAACUGCUCCGAAUCUCCGCGAGUUCUUCCCCCCAUCAUAUCAUUUGGCGACGAUAUAG
Molecule: messenger RNA, 768 nt
Organism: Fusarium redolens
Lineage: Eukaryota; Fungi; Ascomycota; Sordariomycetes; Hypocreales; Nectriaceae
Exons: 3
Coding region: 187-768 (193 amino acids)
Source: RefSeq, a predicted model, not a curated record